This is a messenger RNA of Xiphophorus couchianus (Monterrey platyfish), 1158 nucleotides long. It is a transcript of the gene aspdh, whose product is annotated as aspartate dehydrogenase domain containing. The coding region runs from base 19 to 987 and encodes 322 amino acids. Gene Ontology annotation, biological process: NAD+ biosynthetic process. NCBI's taxonomy places the organism in Eukaryota, Metazoa, Chordata, Actinopteri, Cyprinodontiformes, Poeciliidae. The transcript has 8 exons. Gene Ontology annotation, molecular function: L-aspartate dehydrogenase [NAD(P)+] activity; NADP binding. The record is from RefSeq and is a predicted model, not a curated record.
UACUGUCCCAGGCAAACAAUGAUUAACUGCAGCUGCUCAGAGUCAAACUUUGUUCUUAGUUUUCCCAUAAUUCCUUGUUUUGAGUUGUGGCUGGACAUUGCUCUUCGGAGAAGGAGACAUACCUGUGGAGAGGCAUACAGUAACCAGAUUAUGGACACUAAUUCUUCCACUCUGAGAGUUGGCGUUGUAGGACAUGGACACCUAGGGCAGUUCCUGGUGGACAAACUCCUUGAAGCUGGAGCUGGUCUUGGUUUGGUUCUGGGUUUUGUCUGGAACCGGAAUCCCAACAAGCUCGUGGGUUCAGUCCCUGCUGAACUGAUACUUGAUGACUUGUCGUCCUUCGCAAACAGGCGCUGUGAUGUGAUUGUAGAGGUGUGUCAUCCACAGAUCGUGAGAGAUUUUGGACUCAAAUUUCUCUCUGAGGCUCACUUCAUGGUGGGCUCUCCGUCUGCCCUUUCUGAUCCUGACCUGAACCAGAAACUGCGGCAGGCAUCUCUACAACAUGGCAGGACGCUUUAUAUACCCAGCGGUGCAUUAUGGGGAGGCCAGGACAUCCAAAGAAUGAACGAUAGUGGGACAUUAAAGGCUUUGUUCAUAAGAAUGUCCAAGCAUCCGUCAUGCUUUCGACUGACAGGAGACGUCCUCAGUGACUGGACAGAAGGAGAGGGCAGGCGGGUUUUGUUCAGAGGCUCAGUGGCAGACCUGUGUCCUCUCGCUCCUAACAACGUCAACACCAUGGCGGCAGCAGCCGUGGCAGCAGGAAAGCUCGGCUUUCCAGGUGUUCAGGGAGAGAUCGUAUCAGACACAGAGCUAAAAGACUUUCAUGUGGUGGAGGUGGAGGUGACUGGGCCUGAUGGGUUCUCAGUGCACACAGUGAGGAGGAAUCCAGCCAAACUCGGCGCCGUGACUGGCAGCGCAACAUACAACUCCUUCUGGAACAGCUUACUCAUUUGCAGAGGUCACGGUGGCAGAGUUUACUUGUGCUGAACCAUGGAGGAUUACCUGCAAUGUAGGAGGAAGAUCCCCGACCAAAUUCCAGAUAAAUUAAAGAGCUCUGGAUGGAUACGCUGCAUGUAUGGUGGAUCUCUACGUUAGCGCGUCACUUGGCUUUGUAAACUUGCCGACCUUUCAAUGUGUUUCAUUGAACUGAAUGCUUGG